Molecule: messenger RNA, 321 nt
Organism: Opisthorchis viverrini
Lineage: Eukaryota; Metazoa; Platyhelminthes; Trematoda; Opisthorchiida; Opisthorchiidae
Exons: 3
Source: RefSeq, a predicted model, not a curated record
AACACUGGUUGUUGAUCAGGUGGCUGUUGACCUGUUCGCCGAGCUUGGCAAUUGGCUUGCAAACGUUUCGUCACCAUACGAGGAGGCAUCAUCAGGAAAGAUUCGUCUGUCUUAUCUACCGCUUUGGUCCAAAGACAUCAGUAAUACGGAACAAUUCGUCCGAUCUGCCCUGGAGAAAUUAGCGGAAUUCACCCUAAAGAUAACACUGGUUGUUGAUCAGGUGGCUGUUGACCUGUUCGCCGAGCUUGGCAAUUGGCUUGCAAACGUUUCGUCACCAUACGAGGAGGCAUCAUCAGUGCGCACAUCAUCAACCACGCACUG